This is a messenger RNA of Drosophila mojavensis, 2021 nucleotides long. RefSeq names its product lipase 3. Gene Ontology annotation, molecular function: hydrolase activity, acting on ester bonds. Bases 392 to 1714 code for a protein of 440 amino acids. Gene Ontology annotation, biological process: lipid metabolic process. The transcript is spliced from 5 exons. Lineage: Eukaryota; Metazoa; Arthropoda; Insecta; Diptera; Drosophilidae. The record is from RefSeq and is a predicted model, not a curated record.
AGUGAAUGACGCAGUUGACAUUUACAAGCGGUUGAAUGCAGAGCUCAAGAGUUCAGCUGAAAUUCGCUGUCCACAUUUCCACAAGUCGCUGGCGUUGGCCCAAGUCAAAGUCAAGACUUCCACGGCAUCUUUAUACAUGCACAUAUAUAUAUAUAGCAUUCUGGAUGCUCUGAAUUGAAGGCAACUCUAAUCUGAAGCCGGACUUGUUUGUCUAUCAGUGGCUGACGAAGCCGCGGGUUAUCAUCGAACUUGACCAAUAUUUGUUUCCAUUUCAACGCGACGAAAGUUUCAUUGGCAUCGACAGUCGUCUUUUGUGCCUCGCAGCGAUCACAGCACUAGAAAUCGUUAAUAUAUAUUAGCUAUACUUCCUAUAUAUUUAUAUACAGAAAAAAUGUUAUUAAAGCCGUUUGUGCUAUUUGUCGUGUGCCUGUGUCUGGCUCCUCCGGAGAGCCAAGCGGAUUUAUCAUUUAUCUUUGGAAAUAUUUCGCUAUUCAAUUUGAACUUCAAGACGCCAAAACUGCUGGGGCGCUCCAUAACUGUAAACAGUAAUGUGAAAAUUGAUAGCGAUGUGGACCCCAACAUACAAGAAGAUUCGCAUUUGAGUACGUAUAAUCUUAUUAAGAAAUAUGGCUAUCCCGCUGAGAAUCACAGUGUGACAACUGAUGAUGGUUAUAUUUUAACACUGCAUCGCAUUGCCCGCCAUGGAGCAACGCCAGUUCUGCUAGUUCAUGGACUUUUGGAUAGCUCAGCCACCUGGGUGAUGAUGGGUCCCAACAAGGGUCUAGGCUAUUUGCUAUAUGAGCAGGGCUAUGAUGUGUGGAUGGCCAAUGUGCGCGGCAAUACGUAUUCCAGGAAGCAUGUGAGGUACACACAUUCGCAAGCCAAAUACUGGGACUUCACAUUCCAUGAAAUGGGCGUGUACGAUAUACCCAAGACAAUCGAUUAUAUACUAGAUACGACGAGCUUCAAGCAAUUGCAUUACAUCGGCCACUCUCAGGGCACCGUUGUCUUCUGGAUCAUGGGCAGCGAGAAACCCGAGUACAUGGACAAGAUUCUCUUUAUGCAGGCUCUGGCGCCAGUUGCCUACUUAAAGCACUGCAAGAGUCCGGUCGUCAAUUUCCUGGCCGAGUUUCAUACGUCGGUGAGCUUUGUGCUCCGGCUGAUUGGUGUUCAUGAGUUUUUGCCCAAAAACGAGUUCAUUGUGAUGUUCAAUCAGCUGAUCUGCGAUGAGACAACCAUAACCAAAGAGAUCUGCUCCAAUGUGAUCUUCCUGACCACCGGCUUUGACAAGCUGCAGCUGAAUGAGACAAUGUUGCCCGUUGUGGUCGGCCAUGCUCCGGCUGGCGCUUCCACCAAGCAGAUGCAGCACUUUGGCCAGGUGCGCAGAUCCGGUGAAUUCCGGCAGUUCGACUACGGCUGGCUGAGGAAUCAUUGGCGCUACAACAACAUCACCCCACCUGCAUACAAGCUGGAGAAUGUCAAGGCCAAGGUGGCCCUGUACUACAGCCAAAACGAUUGGCUAGCCCAGCCAGCGGAUGUGCAGUCGCUGCGUCGCCGGCUGCCCAAUGUGGUCCAUCAUUAUCUGGUGGACUAUCCCGAGUUCAAUCAUCUCGACUUUAUCUGGGGCGUCGAUGCCCGUGAGCUGCUGUGGGAUUCUAUGCUAAAGCAAAUGCGCGCAAAUGAAAUAGAUAAUAAUAUAGAUACGACAAAUUGAUUAGUAUAAGAACUAAAAUUAAUAUCGAUUUAGUACAAGUCCUAUAUAUACUUACAGUAUGAGCCCAAUACAAUUGCUAUUGGCCAUUAUUUGUUGUACAUAUAUUAAAUAUUUAUUAAUCGAUUAAAGCUUAGUGUAAACAUUAGUAUUUAGUUUUGUAUAGCUUUAAAAUGGGACAAGUUUUUAAUGUAAAUCGACCUACGUCUUAUUCAAAUAAGCUAUUACUAUUAUUAGAAUAACUGGGAAGUAGUUUAGCUUAUCAAGUUUUAUACGCUAUAAUAAAUAGUAAUUAAUUGAGUUGUGUAAA